Messenger RNA from Protobothrops mucrosquamatus (brown spotted pit viper), 1944 nucleotides. RefSeq names its product RAP1 GTPase activating protein 2 (gene RAP1GAP2). The record is from RefSeq and is a predicted model, not a curated record. Gene Ontology annotation, cellular component: cytoplasm; plasma membrane. Lineage: Eukaryota; Metazoa; Chordata; Lepidosauria; Squamata; Viperidae. The transcript is spliced from 22 exons. Gene Ontology annotation, biological process: activation of GTPase activity; regulation of small GTPase mediated signal transduction. Bases 1 to 1944 code for a protein of 647 amino acids. Gene Ontology annotation, molecular function: GTPase activator activity.
AUGACACACAGCUUCCGAGAUCUGCUAGUGGGCAUUGCACACCACCGAGAGGCUACCAAACAAGAACAAAUUAUGAAACAGGAGGCACUGAACAGCACAGAUGCAACGACUCCAGAGAGACCCUUAUCUCCACCCUUCACGGCCCCACCAAGUAUGAAGUCUGCAGAAUUCUUUGAAAUGCUUGAAAAAAUGCAGGGUCCAAAAUCAGAAGAACAGAAGGGUGGAGGCCAAAAAAACAAGGAGGACUAUAUCCCCUAUUCCAGCAUUGAUGAGGAUCAUUUAAAUUUUUACUGCACAGCCAGCAGCCUGGGGAAUUUGAUCCUUUCCAUUAAAUGCGAAGAGGCAGAUGGAAUUGAAUAUCUACGGAUUAUUCUCAGGUCCAAAGUAAAAACAUUACACGAAAGAAUCCCUUUAGCUGGACUCAGCAAGCUGCCAAACAUUCCACAGAUUGCAAAGGCCUUCUGUGACGACGCCACUGGAUUAAAGUUUCACCCCGUGCUGUAUCCCAAGGCAUCACAAUUGAUAGUAUCCUACGAUGAACAUGAACUUAACAACACAUUCAAGUUUGGGGUGAUUUACCAGAAGUUUAAGCAAACACAGGAAGAAGAAUUGUUUGGGAACAAUGAAGAGAGUCCUGCCUUCCAAAACUUCUUGAACUUGUUGGGAGAAACCAUUACACUACAGGAUUUCAAGGGAGAAGAUGGAAAAAGUAUAAAGAAUAAAAUAUAUUUGGAUAUAAAACUUCUCAGGCUGGUUAAGGAUACUCUUCAACGGAAAAGACACAUUGGCAAUGACAUUGUGGCUAUUAUAUUCCAAGACGAAAAUACUCCCUUUGUUCCAGAUAUGAUUGCUUCAAAUUUUCUGCACGCCUAUAUUGUCGUCCAGGCAGAAAAUCCAGAAAUGGAUAAUACGUCCUAUAAAGUAGCUGUCACAGCACGAGAAGAUGUCCCGUCUUUCGGUCCUUCACUGCCGAGCCCACCUGUAUUCCAAAAAAAUGCAGAAUUCCGAGAGUUUCUUCUCACCAAGCUGAUCAAUGCAGAAAAUUCUUGCUGUAAGUCGGACAAGUUUGCCAAGCUUGAGGAUCGAACACGGGCUGCCUUGUUGGACAACUUGCACGAUGAACUCCACGUCCACACGCAGCUGAUGUUGGGCCUAGGAUCUGAGGAAGACAAGCUGGAGAACGGUGGACACGGUGGAUUCUUGGAAUCGUUUAAGAGAGCGAUCCGAGUCCGCAGCCACUCCAUGGAAACCAUGGUAGGAAGCCAGAAGAAGCAACCGCCUGGAGGAAUCCCUGGAAGUUUGAGUGGAGGGAUUGUGCACAACAGUGUUGAAGUAACCAAGACCACCUUCUCGCCUCCAUUAGCAGCAGCAACAGCCAAGAAUCAAUCAAGGAGUCCUAUAAAGAGACGAUCGGGCUUAUUUCCCCGUUUGCACACUGGAUCGGAAAGCCAAGCAGAACCCCGGAGCCGAUGUGACAGUGGCUCAGGAACACCCAAGACCCCCGAUGGAGGGCAUUCCUCCCUUGAUAUGAAGUCAGAGGCUUCCUCGAACCCAAGCUCUCCGGAAAUCUGUCCCAACAAAGAGAGGCCUUUCAUUAAACUCAAAGAGAAUGGAAAGUCAAAUAUUUCCCGUUCGUCCUCAAGUACCAGCAGUUUCAGCAGCACUGCAGGAGAGAGUGAAAAUAUGGAAGAAUAUGAAAGCCUGGGCAGCCAGUCCUCAACUGCGUCGCCAUAUAAACAAGAUGUAUUUGUUUACAGUCCUUCCCAAAGCAUCGAGAAUCCAAAUUUAGCAUCAGCUUCAACCCCUGUUAUCAUGAGCAGGAGCCCCACUGAUAUAAAAAGCAGAAAUUCUCCAAGAUCAAAUCUAAAAUUUCGCUUUGAUAAACUUAGCCAUUCAAGCUCUGGCCCGAAGAAGCUGGAGCUAGCAGAACAGACUGAAGAAUGA